Rhinocladiella mackenziei CBS 650.93 is the source of this 2751-nucleotide messenger RNA. RefSeq lists its product as uncharacterized. The transcript has 3 exons. The coding region runs from base 1 to 2751 and encodes 916 amino acids. Gene Ontology annotation, molecular function: DNA-binding transcription factor activity, RNA polymerase II-specific; RNA polymerase II cis-regulatory region sequence-specific DNA binding. NCBI's taxonomy places the organism in Eukaryota, Fungi, Ascomycota, Eurotiomycetes, Chaetothyriales, Herpotrichiellaceae. Gene Ontology annotation, biological process: cell differentiation; negative regulation of transcription by RNA polymerase II; anatomical structure morphogenesis. The record is from RefSeq and is a predicted model, not a curated record.
AUGACUUCUUCUACUCAUGAACCCCCUGCUCCAGCAUGGUAUCGUCGUCUCCCAAAGCCUCCCACUGAGGCCAAUCCUGCUCUGCACCGUGCCUCGUUGCUAUCACAGCAUCACCUGUUUCAUGAUCGGCCUCUAGGUCCUGGUCUGGAGGAUGAUGCUCCUCGGAGAAACACGAUUCAUUUCCCUGAGAGCUCCAACUCCAUUUCUAGCCGAGAAGAGGAUGCAGGACGGCAGCGGCCAAGUGGAAAUGGUGAUUCUGAGACCGCAUCGCCUCCAAAAGGAGGUCCUUCUUUGGAUACGGCAGAUAUUCAGCCCGGGGGAGAUAUCUUGCCCAAUACCCCGUAUCUCAGAGAACAUUUCUGUCUAUGUCCCCCUGACCCCAAGAUCCCUCGACCGCGAAACUCUUUCAUUCUCUUUCGUCAGCAUCAACAAGCCAGUAUCAUUGCGCAAAAUCCCGGUAUUCCGAAUCCGGAGGUGUCAAAGAUCAUUGGGGAACAAUGGAGACGUCUGUCCGCCGAGGCCAAAGAGGAAUGGAAUUUGCUUGCGGAAGAAGAAAAAGCCCGACAUCAACAGCAGUAUCCAGGCUAUCGCUAUCAUCCGCGUCGCAACGGCCGUGUUAGCAAUCAAUCCUCAGCAUCUGGACCAUCCUCUGCUGAGCCACAGGAGCCGUGCACCAAGUGUGGUGGAAGGCCGAUGAACUAUUACGGCAAUCCUACUCCUGUAUACACACCGCCUGUCUCCCACCCGCAGCAAGCAAUGGGGAUACAAAUUCCAGCAAAACGUGCCUGUGUGGUAAGCGGUCCGCCUGGUCAAAGAAUGCAUGGGCAGCCUACUGUCUCAUCCGAGCAUUUGCCACAUCAGAAGUCCCUCGUUGAGCCAUAUCCCUUUCAAAAGGUCGACCAUCGAUUGAUAUAUGCCGUCCCUCCAUCCCAGAAUCUUCCUACCCCUCCGUCAUCAGAUUCUCAAGACGCAAAGAGACGGCGCUUCAAUAGCAAUGGAGUUGAUUUGCCGGCUCGCGAAGCCUAUCCCGAUACGACAUAUUCUUACGCCCAUUCUCCAACUACGGCCCACACAUAUACCCGCCCUGAAGUUUUACAGCAAAUACAGGCCUCUCGGAUGCCAGUCCAGCGUGUGCAAGGAGUUCAAGCCGCCAAACCUGCCAUGGUAUCUCCCCCUCGAGCAGGAUACCCUCAUCCCCCACAACUUCAGCCUGUUCGGCCUCCUCGCCCGCACCGGAGAGCUAGAUCAAGUGUCGUGCUCCCGCCAAUUGAAACGAUGGUCUCGCAAACUCCAACAAAAUCGUCCUCCACCCGAUCGCAAAGCUCUGGUGUCGAGGCCAUGGUUAUGUCUAUUCCGGUGCUUAACAAAACCAAGCUGCUCUCCCAAAUAUCUGGUCCACUUCCACCUCCAGGUCUUACGUCACCCAAGCCUGAAGUACGUGGUGCAAUCAUUGCUAUUGAGGGGAUGGAUGCUACCACCGUGAAUAGCAUGACCCACUCUCUCGCUGAGCAACUGGAAAAGGAGGGUAAUUUUGCGGUCAGAAUCUUCAGUGGCCCAGAUCCAUACUGUAUGAUUCGUGAGGCACGAGGUGGUACGAAUGGACAUCGUGGUACCGUGACCACUGAGGCAUACUUGAGCAUGCUCGGCGAGUGGCACAAAAUUAACAAGGAGAUGGUUGAAUAUAUUACUACAAGGCCUGGGAGUAAGGGAGGAAAUGGAGGCUCAACGAGCUACGCGUCUAAGUCAUCGCCGAUUUCCAUCGACAUUUCUAGGAAUGACCCUAACCAUCCGAUGUGCGGCAUUGAUAGCCCCCAGGCACUGGAGAAAACCGUGCGGAUUCAGAGUGUACUGUCUGACUCUCUGCAAUCUGUGACCAGCCCCAAGACCAUCAGCAGCGCAGCUGAAUUGUCCAUGGUGUCACCACCAGGAAAGGCGACAAGCCAGCCCACUUUUGAACCAUCAAUGACUGAGCCUGUGAGUGACAUUGUGACAAGCAGUGAUGAUGGUGGUCGACCACCACCAUUGACUUUCCCACGACCAUUGAACUCAACAAGAAUUCCACCUCCGCCACCGACUCCGCGUCCGGCUACACCGCCGCCACCAGGAACAAAUCUCUCAUCCCGGGUUCCUUCCCUAAGGGGAUCGCAAUCGUCUUCACAUGCUCUUCUCCCAGACACAGCCAACCAGAAGUCUCAGGAUGCUCAGCUCUCAAUCCGGCCAAACAACGCCGCCAUUCCCGUCGCCUUAGUCCCCCACUAUCAGCUCACCACCGUCGAUGCAUCUUCCAUUUCUAUACCCAUCAGUGACGGAUUCUCCCCACCUGCUCACUGGCAAUGGUUCGCAACUCUCUGGCGAGGCAGCACCGGUCCGGACAUCACUAUCGUCAUCAAAGGACUGGAUGAGGAUCACGAGGAAGACGAAGCUGCAAAGACAUCUAUGGGCCCUCAGGUGAGCACUUCAAUCGGCAGACGAGAUCAAAGUUCGAAUGCAGGUAUUGGGUCUACCGGCACGCUCUCAGGUGUCGAGAUCAGAUUGAGUGACUGCCGGGCCGUGGUUGUCAAGACUGGCAUCGUUAGCUCAUCGUUGAGUUCAAUUUUGUCGCCAGUUGGAAGCAGUGUGGCAGUUGGUAAGGCUGUGAAGAGCUCGAAUUCCACUCCCCUAUAUGCCGCGGAUCAAGCGAAGGAGAUGGAAAACUGGGAGAAAGCAAAGAGAAGAGUUGGAUUUGAGGUCGACGAGUUUUUGAGGAGAUGA